AUGUCGACGACAAUGCUCAAGAACAGCGCCGUGCGUAAUGCUCUGCGGACAGCAGCACCGUCUACAACAGCGAGAGCUGCAUGCUUCAGCACCUCGGUUGCGAGGAACAAGGCGACAUUGCCUGAUCUGCCAUACGACUACGCCGCCCUCGAGCCCGCCAUCUCCGGCCAGAUCAUGGAGUUGCACCACUCCAAGCACCACAACACCUACGUCAACUCCUACAACGCCGCACAAGAGAAGAUGAUGGACGUGCAGUCCCAAGGCGAUAUCCAGGGCCAGAUCGCCCAGCAAGCCCUCAUCAACUUCCACGGCGGCGGCCACAUCAACCACACCCUCUUCUGGGAGAACCUCGCCCCGAAAUCCUCCGGCGGCGGCGAGCCCCCGUCUGGUCAACUCGCUACUGCCAUCAAUAACUCCUACGGCAGCCUCGACGCCAUGAAGGAGAAGUUCAACGCCGCGCUUGCGGGGAUCCAGGGUUCCGGAUGGGCGUGGCUGGUGCAGGAUACGCAGACCGGCGCCAUUGGCAUUAAGACGUACGCGAACCAGGAUCCGGUGGUGGGGCAGUUCCGGCCGUUGCUGGGGAUCGACGCGUGGGAGCAUGCGUAUUAUCUGCAGUAUCAGAACCGGAAGGCGGAGUAUUUUGGGGCGGUGUGGGAUGUGGUUAACUGGAAGGCGGCGGAGAAGAGGUUCAAGUAG
Messenger RNA from Saxophila tyrrhenica, 696 nucleotides. RefSeq names its product Superoxide dismutase [Mn], mitochondrial (gene SOD2). The coding region runs from base 1 to 696 and encodes 231 amino acids. The transcript has 2 exons. Lineage: Eukaryota; Fungi; Ascomycota; Dothideomycetes; Mycosphaerellales; Extremaceae. Gene Ontology annotation, molecular function: superoxide dismutase activity; metal ion binding. Gene Ontology annotation, cellular component: mitochondrion. Gene Ontology annotation, biological process: superoxide metabolic process. The record is from RefSeq and is a predicted model, not a curated record.